AUGUUUAAUUCUUACUAAUAUGAGAAAUAACUUGCCUUAUCUAAAGAGAUAGAUAAGAUAAAGAAAGGGUAUAUGAGGGAAAGAGACGUUCGUAAAGGUAUGAUUAAUUGAUUAAUUAAAAGAGUUAAACAAUCGUUUAGCAUAGAAUUACAGAAAAAGAGUUGAAAAUUUUGUAAUAAAUAUGUUAGAGAAUCCUAUAGUUUGUUCUGAAUAUAAAUAACCUAGUCUUUAAGCAUUUAGAGAUGAAGAUCCUAGGAAGAAUUUGGGUGAUCCACAAUUUUAUGUUAAGGGUUUUAAACACGAAAAAGAUCGUAUCUAAGAAGCUUUGGAAAGAAACAAGGAUCUUGACUUUCUUCCUAAUAGGUAAGUUGCUCAUUACUGUUUUCGUGAAAGAGAUCCUUCUAAAGAUAUAAAACGUGAUGUUUUUAGAUAUAGAGAUAAAACUAGUUUAGAAAGAAUAGAACAAUUUUUAAAAGAUCAUACAUAAACUUAGGUAGAGAAUCAAAAAUUCAGUAAAAAAAAAGCAUUCAAUGUUGAAAAUCUCUCAGAUAAUAUGAGUUCACUUGAAAGAAAAGCAUAUAUUAGCAGAUUAAUUGCCAAGAAUUUAUUACCUAGUUUACAUUAAAAAACACAUUUCUAGGCCACAGCUACAAUGUUUAACAAUUUGCCAUGUAUUCACCUUGUGAUAAUUAUCUAGUAUCCCUUAUGGAUCAUGCCAGAUCUGCUCCAUUAUUGAAAUAAGUAGAACCAGAAGAAAAAAGUAAAAUUAUUUAAUUACUUUAGAAUCUUAACAAUAAUAGAGAGAAGUUUAAAAAACUGAAGAAAUUGAAUAAAAAGAUACUAAACCUAAAUAAGGAAAUGAAUUAGAGACCUUUAAUCCUGUUGAAACAUCUAAGUCUGUAUUAGAAAAAUGUAAUGUCAUUCGUAAUAAGAAUCCUAAAAUCAGCACUAUUCAUAAAGGAUAAGGACAUUUAAUCUCUACUUUAGAUAAAUCAAUUUAAGAAAUAUAUAAAGAUAUUUAUGGAAUCGAUUUAAGUCAAGGUAAGUUUUUUUAAAAAUGA
Paramecium sonneborni is the source of this 1061-nucleotide messenger RNA. The record is from the annotation of a GenBank genome assembly. NCBI's taxonomy places the organism in Eukaryota, Ciliophora, Oligohymenophorea, Peniculida, Parameciidae.